AAUCAUCAGCCUUUCUAAGCGGAAACUCGCAGCUUUAGCCAUUCUUACCCAAUUGGCGCCUGGCACCAAUGUUUUCCGUGCGUUUUGAACUGGAACACGGUCCAAGUUUGUGACUUGUUUUAACAGUACCCCAAAGUGGUUUGCAACCGAGAAACCACACGGUGACAAGGAAUUUUGAAACGAUGUUUCAGAGGAUUGAAAGGAGACUCAAUUCAUAAAGAAGAGAUGUUCCAUGAAAAAAACGAGCUCGAUCUUGAUCGUUGCGUUGCGUUGUUUGCAAGACAGCACAGUUAGCUCGUGUAGUUAUUUAUCCGAAUUGGUUAAAUAGGGACUUCUGUGUUGUUGGUUGAAUAGAAUUGUCACUUGGGCCAAGAUUCGUUCACUUACAAAUAAACGAUUGGUCCCCCGCAGCCUCUUGCCAUGGGUGACAACAGCAUAGUGACUUUUGGGACAGCAAGGAGUCUUUUGGUGGAUUCUUCCGUAUAUGAUUCAAGGAUUGAAGAAACUACCAACGACCAUGUAUUUCUUGGCAUGGCAUGUGACGAUGGGGAAGGUAGACCUCCUAAAGUGAAGACAAGGAUUGUUCUCGUCGGAGAAGCAAGCAAAGAUGCCAAGCUAGUCAAUUCACUGCAGGCUGUACGAGUAAUGGAGGUACCUGUGGUGAAGAUUGGAGGAGCCCAAUCCUGUCCAGAAGAGAAAAUAAUUAUCAAGUCCAUUGUCAAUAUGGAAAUCACUCUUCCAUUCACUAUAACGGACAACAUCCAGGAGUUUAGUGAAGAAGAGAACACUGAAUUUGAGACAGUGUUUGUUCUCACUGACUUUAAAUCUCCAGAUUAUCGUGACCUCUACAAACGCGAUCACAGGAUUAUUGGUCCUCCUGUUGUGCUGCGAUGUGUUUUAAAGGAGGAGCCAAUACCAUUUUCUUGUCGCCCCCUGUACUCCACCACGAUGAUGAAUCUGUCAUUAUGUUUUACUGGCUUUAGGAAUAAAGAAGAAUUGAAAAACUUGGUCAGUCUGGUUCAUCACAUGGGGGGGAUCAUUCGGAAAGACUUCAGCACCAAGGUUACACACCUCAUAGCCCAUUCCACUCAUGGAGAGAAAUACAAGUUGGCAGUGUGUAUGGGGACGCCCAUCCUUACUCCAUCAUGGAUAUACAAAGCUUGGGAGAGAAGGAAUGACGAGUCAUUCCACGCAGGAGAGGAGGAUUUUCGAACAGAAUUCAAAGUUCCUCCAUUCCAAGACUGCAUCCUCAGUUUUUGGGGGUUUUCAGAAGAAGAGAGAACAAACAUGGAAGAGAGGACUCUUAAACAUGGUGGCCAAUAUCUGGAUGUUGGAAAUGAAAGCUGUACACACUUGGUGGUGGAUGACAAUUCAGUGAAGGAGCUGCCGUAUUGUUCUUUGAACAUCUUUGUUGUCAAGCAAGAGUGGUUUUGGGGAAGCAUCCAAAUGGAUGCUCGAGCUGGAGAGUCCAUGUACCGCUAUGUAAAGAAUGUCAGCCCAACCAUGAAGAAAACGGGGUCUCUCCUCUCCCUGUCAACCCCUAAUUGUAAGCGCAAGUGUCGGCUUUUAAGCGACACGCUUGUUCAUCUGACAAAGGAGGCAGAGAUAUCGCCCUUCCCUCUGCCACCUAAAAGGCCAUCACCAGAACUUUCGCUUACAAUGGGCUCUUUGCUGGACAUAACAAUCACGCCUGACACAAGUAAACCCUUUACAGCUUACCCUCUUCCAGUGAGUUCAAAGCCAUCAAAGAAUGCUGUCCUGCCCAAGCUAUCAGCCCGGUGGCAAGUUUCCAAAGAGCUCUAUCAAACUGAAAGCAACUAUGUUGACAUUUUGAACACUGUACUCCAGAUUUUCAAGCUUCCAUUAGAAAAAGAAGGUCAGGUGGGUGGACCUAUCCUGGCUCCAGAAGAAAUUAAGGCAAUAUUUGGAAGCAUCCCCGAUAUAUAUGAGGUUCACACCAGAAUAAAGAGUGACCUUGAGGACCUUCUGAGAGCUUGGUCAGAAGAAAAAAGUGUAGGAGAUAUUGUCCUUAAAUAUUCAAAAGACCUUGUGAAGGCCUACCCACCCUUUGUCAAUUUCUUUGAAAUGAGCAAGGAUACUAUUGUUCGAUGUGAGAAACAAAAGCCACGCUUCCAUGCAUUUCUUAAGAUCAACCAGGCCAAGCCAGAAUGUGGACGACAGGCGCUAGUCGAGCUGCUCAUCAGACCUGUACAGAGACUUCCUAGUGUGGCUCUACUUCUAAAUGACAUAAAGAAGCACACAUCAGAUGAGAACCCAGACAAGAUAAAACUGGACAAUGCAAUUGAGUCACUAAAAGAGGUUAUGACCCACAUUAACGAGGACAAGAGGAAGACAGAUGGGCAGAAGCAGAUCUUUGAUGUUGUUUAUGACGUUGACGGCUGUCCCGCCAACUUGCUAUCCUCCCAUCGGAGUUUGGUUUACAAAGUGGAAACCAUUGCACUCGGAGACCGACCAUGUGACCGUGGUGAACAUGUCACACUCUUCCUCUUCAGUGAUUGUCUGGAGAUUGCAAGGAAGCGACACAAAGUUAUCAAUACUUUUAAGAGUCCGCUGGGACAAACCAGACUGCCACCUCCACUGAAGCACAUCACUUUGAUGCCACUGUCACAGAUUCGAAGAGUUCUGGACCUCCAAGACACAGAAGAAUGUGUGAAUGCUUUUGCUUUAGUUGUUCGCCCGCCGACCGAACAGGAGAACAUGUUGUUCAGCUUUCAGUUAGCUGGAGAGGAAACAGAGAAAUGUGAUUGGCUUCGAACACUUUGUCGACAUGUAGCCAACACCAUCUGCCGGACUGAUGCGGCUGAACUUAUUCACUGUACAGACCCAGACUCACUGCAAGUCAGUACUAAAGACAUGGACAGUACCCUCAGCAAAGCCUCAAGAGCUAUCAAAAAGACAUCCAAAAAGGUGACAAGAGCAUUUUCGUUUACAAAGACACCAAAGCGUGUCAUCCAGAGGGCAUUUAUGUCCAGCAGUACCCCAGAUGAUAAAAAACAGCGACUGAGCUCUGAAAACCCCAGCACCUUGACCCUGGCUUUUUCAGGACAUCAUUCUCCACCCAUGGCGAAGCUAGCAUCCACGUUUGAGAGCAAGUACCACACCUUCAGUCAGUCAACAAGUCAACUAUUUUGAGACCUGCCCUCUCAGGACCACAAGCUAGGGCCAAUCUUUUAAAUGUCAAGUUAUGUGUAGGAUUCAGCAUUUGUGUGAUAAUGCAAAAUCAAAAUCACCAAUACAAUUACUGUAUUCGUAUUAAAGUAGGUACAACAUAAUUUUGGAAAAAAAAAGUAGUGUGUGUGUGUGUGUGUGUGUGUGUGUGUGUGUGUGUGUG
This is a messenger RNA of Syngnathoides biaculeatus (alligator pipefish), 3352 nucleotides long. It is a transcript of the gene ect2, whose product is annotated as epithelial cell transforming 2. Gene Ontology annotation, biological process: regulation of cytokinesis, actomyosin contractile ring assembly; intracellular signal transduction; nervous system development. Gene Ontology annotation, molecular function: guanyl-nucleotide exchange factor activity; GTPase activator activity. The record is from RefSeq and is a predicted model, not a curated record. Bases 421 to 3153 code for a protein of 910 amino acids. Gene Ontology annotation, cellular component: nucleus; cell cortex. The transcript has 25 exons. NCBI's taxonomy places the organism in Eukaryota, Metazoa, Chordata, Actinopteri, Syngnathiformes, Syngnathidae.